Messenger RNA from Nicrophorus vespilloides, 2323 nucleotides. RefSeq lists its product as uncharacterized. NCBI's taxonomy places the organism in Eukaryota, Metazoa, Arthropoda, Insecta, Coleoptera, Silphidae. Gene Ontology annotation, molecular function: RNA binding. The transcript has 4 exons. The coding region runs from base 58 to 2010 and encodes 650 amino acids. Gene Ontology annotation, biological process: box C/D snoRNP assembly. The record is from RefSeq and is a predicted model, not a curated record. Gene Ontology annotation, cellular component: nucleus.
GGCAACACUGAUGGUUGUUAAGUGAAAAAGCAUAAAAAACUAUUAAUUUCAUUGUAUAUGUUGAGCAUUGAAGAAACGUGGGUGAAGAACAAGUUCGACGACAUUUGUUCAAUGGGAUCUGCAGUCGAAAACAACCCGAAUAAUCAGAAACAGAUUUCGAAUCCUAGGAACGGAGGCGGUGGGAACAACAAGAAGGUUAACCGUCGUCGGCAAGUAGGGCCGCCGUUUAUUCCUUUUAACCCACAAAACAUGAGGCCGAGGCCUGGUUUCCCGCGGAUGCAACCUCCAGGUAUGAGACCGAUGGGACCACCACCAGGUAUUCGUCCGCCGCCACCUUCGAUGCGAGGCAUUCGUCCUCCACCUAGAAUGGGUCCUCGCGGACUUCCAGGCAUGAGACCACCAGCAAUGGGAAUGAGACCGCCUCCUCCAGGUAUGAGACCGCCGCCGCCUCAUAUGAUGCGUCCUAUGAUGCCUCCUCCAUCCAUGCUUCCACCCGGUGGAAGACAUCCGCGUGGCUUCCGCGGUCCGAGAGGCCCGGUUCAAAAUAUGAGACGUGUUCACGAUGGCCGCGUCCAUAAAAAACCCAAAAAACGAUUCGCUCAGUUCGAUCUGGAUAAACCGUGGGUGAGUGUUGAACUCAAAGAGGAUCAGAAAAAGAAGGAAGAGCUGCUGACUUCGGCAAAAUCCACUGGAAAACAAGAAGUCUGGGAUGCUUACAAGGAGGCCAGAGAUGCUUUCUCAAAGAAGUACUUGGCAGCUAAACAGGAGUACGAUGAACAGCAUCCAGGGGAGGAAGAAACAGUUGAAGAGGAGGGCGGUAUUUCAGAUGAUAAUGCAUGUGCUGAUGGCCCGCAGAAUAGUGAUGAGGAUGACCAUAAUUGUGAUGAAAUGAAUAAUUAUUAUGAUGAUUGUGAUAAUAGUAAUUACUAUAAUGACGAAAGUGAAACUUGUUUUGAUGAUAACACAGACGGCAAUAGUGUUGUUAAAGACGAAUCAUUUUAUUGUGAGAGUUGUGACAGAGAAUUCUUUAAUACACAUUCUUAUAGCAUUCAUUUAUCACAACAUCAAACCUGUGGUAUUGAUGGAUGCAAAUUUAUAGCACACGAAAAAAUUAUUGCGGUCCACAUAAGACUGCAGCAUUCUUCUGGGUUGUACGACAAGAUUAGGAAUGUUUCAACUCCCGAAGAUAUCGAAAAAUGGAUAGCCGAGAGGAAAAAGCGUUUUCCAUCGAAAGAAAAUAUCGAACAGAGAUAUAAGAAGCAGGAAGAGAUGUUGAAGAGGGGGGAGCGGAUACUGGACAAAAAGAAGAGAUUCCCUGAUAAAACCGUAUUAGCAAAGAAAAAGCCUAUUAAAAAGAAGAGGAAAAAAAAUGUAUCGAUUAAACGUACUAGCUUAAUUGAUGAAAAAGCCGAUUGGAAUGGAGAAAUGUUUCCUUUCAAAGGGACUAAAGAAUUGUAUGCCAAGGAUGAGGACAGUUCCUCAGCGUCCGAAGAGUUAUACGAUGACGAUGAAUGGAACGGAGCUACGACCUCUAACAAACAACCGGAAAAAGUAGUUCUAAGUAAUGCGUUGGGUUCGAUUAUGGGCGCAUACGCUUCUGGGUCAGAGUCAGAUCCAACAGAAACUAUAGAAGAAACGCCAAUAGCAAGUGAACCAACUACAUCCGUGGAACCACAAGACGCAGUAUUUGAGAUGCCCAAGCAGGAAAGAGUCAAAAAAGAACAUAAAGGAAAUCGAAAGAGAAAACGAAAUGUUACAAAGGAAGAGAAGACCCAAGUUCCUAAUGCCGCUGAAGUUCUCUCUAAUAGAAAAUACAGAAAGCGGAGGGAAACGCUGCUUGAGAAGUUGUUGAGUAAAGAAAUCAAACACGAACGUAAUGUGUUGCUACAAUGCGUCCGUUAUGUAAUCAACAACAAUUUCUUUGAUAAACCUAUCAAAAACAUAGAAUAUGAUCAUGCCGAGAAACCGGAAACGAUGACAUGCGAAGCAUCGGAACCGGACGUGAUUUAAUGUUAAUUGUUAUAUAUUUCAGUCUGGUCAAUAUGUAAAUAUUUAAAUAAAAGUUGUUAUUCACGUGCAUAUGUUUUCUUUCUGUGUAUUUCUCGAGUAUUGCGGGGGAACGGUGCCAAGAAAUGUCAGAUGUGUAUUGGAACAAUCAUUUAAAAAUAAUGCGUGCAUAUGAUAUUGCAAGGCCGGCCGUCCAGAAUAUUUAAAGAAUGAGAAGGUAGAAAAGUUUUAAAUCAUCGAGUAAUCGUACUACCGACGCACCUGUACCACGGAAUAAAUUUGAAUCAUCAUCGUCUGCACACGGAACCCAGAAUUU